This is a messenger RNA of Dermacentor andersoni, 3817 nucleotides long. Its product is annotated as beta-scruin-like. Gene Ontology annotation, molecular function: protein binding. NCBI's taxonomy places the organism in Eukaryota, Metazoa, Arthropoda, Arachnida, Ixodida, Ixodidae. The record is from RefSeq and is a predicted model, not a curated record.
GAUUCUUUGUCACGUAAGGUCAGGUCAUAAAACAUCCUUAUCGUUACUAAAUCGUCUUCUUCCGUGAAAUUGCAGUCAUCCAAUACUAUCCCACCACAUGACCGCUUGCCGACCCUGAAUGUCGGAGGAGAAACGAGACGCGGCAUCACAAGCGGCCGCGCGCGAUGUCCGCCAACAAAGAGGACGAUCGGCGAGGCGCGAGCUCGAAAAAGGAACGUUGCCGCUUGCCGGACCACGACGACGCCCUGCUGCUGCGCUGGCCAGCCACCACUGCCAACAAUAAAGGUGAACGGCCCGCAUGUACCGGCCGCCUGCACCAUCAUCAACAACAGCCUGCCGGGUGGCCGUCGAGGGAGCAAAGCAGUGUUCAAACAUCGCUGGAACCUGCGUACCGCACUGCCCGGCCGAAUGGAGCCACUGCUUGACGAUAGCAAGAGCCGUGAGCAACAGGUGGCGCAACUGUCGCGUUUCUGCGAAGCUCUGUGGCUCAAGCACCAGAUGACGGACGUCGAGGUCCAAGUCGAGGCUGAAGUGUUUCAGGCACACAAGCUCAUCCUCACCUGUCACUCGCCCUACUUUCACAAGCUGCUCAUCAAUACGAAGCCCGAGAUGCUCAAGGUGCAGCUGAACGGGAUCACGCACGAGUCAUUCAGCGUCUUGCUGGCAUACAUGUACACGGGCCGGCUGCAGCUCACCUGUCAGAACAUUGUCGACGUCUUCCAGGCAGCCAAGCACCUAGACAUGAAAUGCAUCAAGGAGCGAUGCGCUCAGGUGCUGACGAGCUCUCCAGAAGAUCCCGUGCACGCGCUUUUCGUCUAUGUUUCGGCCAAGAAGCUUGGCACCAAAUCUGCUUGGCAGCGCGCCUACAAGACCAUUCUAUCCAAAUUCCACUUGGUGGUCACCUGCCAGGAGUGGUUGGAGCUCAAGGUCGAUCAAGUGGUCGAGAUACUUUCCGCAGAUUCCAUCGCGGCACGCAGUGAGACGGAGCUGUUCUUGGCUGCACUGUCGUGGCUGAGCGCCAAGUGGCCAGCGCGGGAACAGCACGUCGUGGAGCUGCUCAAGUGCAUCCGUUUCUCGAGCAUGCCCAUGGAAGAGGCUGUGGCUUGCUUCCAUCCGCCCCAGCUGCCGGAAGUGACAGCCAAGCCCGAAGUGCGAGAGAUGCUCAACAACGCCGUCUGCUACAUCUCCGCCAAGCAGGUCGGCCAGGAAAGCAAGUUCAAGCAGUACACGCAUCCCCAGCGCUGCUUCUUGCUCAAAGGAAAGCAGCAGCGAUCUCCUGAGAAAGGCAUGGGCGACGCGUGCACCAUGGCCAGUAGCAGCCGUGCCUCGUCGCUGUCCCCGCCGCCAGCCACCGCUGUGGGGCGCCACCGUGGACCGCGGCGACGCCGGGCGGACAAGGCCCGGGCCGCGACCCAGCAGGCAAGCUCGCCCAGUUCGUCCCACGAGGACGGCUCGCCGGUGUCUCCUCCUGGCGGAAAUGGCGCCCCUCCUCCUGCUCUCGAGAUCCCGACCUCGGGCGACGAAGAGGCCGCCGAGGCGUGGCUGGGGGACCCGCUGCUGCACGAGCUGCUGCACAGCCGCGCGCUGACCGAGCGCACGCGCGUCCUCGAGUGGGACGAGUACGCGGCCAAGGCGCUGCCCGAGGACUCGCGCAUACGCCGGGGCAGCCCGGGCCUGCUGCUCGUCGGGGGCGUCGACCCGCGCCUGCCCCACCAGGUCUCGACGGGUUGUGCCGUGCUGGCCUACGAGGAAGCGGAUGACCGUUGGCACCGAGUGGCCAUGUUGCCCGAACCACGCCAUCAUCACGCAGGUGCCAUUGUGGGUGACAACGUGUACGUCAUCGGUGGACUUAAUAGCCGUCGCACUCUGACUGGCCGACCCCGCCCUCUGGCGUCGUGCCUCUGUUACCAACUGGGAGAGCAUCAGUGGACUCAACUGCCAGACCUUCAGGUGCCGAGGGCAUACCAUGGAUGUGCUGCUGUACAGGGUACCCUGUUCGCCGUAGGGGGGCGCGACAAGCGAGGAAGGCUGCUGCACAGCAUGGAGUUCUGGGAGCCCGGUUCUGACCGGUGGCGAGUGACGGCCGAGCCGUUGAGGCCCGGGCGGAUGGGCGCUGCCGUGUCUGCGUCGGGCAAGAUGGUCUGCGUGGCCGGUGGCGUGUCACGCACGGACGACGGCCGCCUGUGGUUGCUCGCAGACGUCGACUGUUAUGACGUGCAGGCACGAAGGUGGGUUCGCGGCCCUCGGCUCCCAUGGCCCGUCUGCCUCGGCGCGUUGGUGUCCACUGGUUCGGGUGUGCUGGUGCACGUGGGCGGCCUCUCGCUCUGCCAAGCAGCGUCGGCCGGUGGCGCCGCAGUGCCGGGCGGCGCGGCGCACGGGGCCGCGAUUGAGCAGCAAGACGCCGCGGUGGACGCCCGCGCCUUCAGGAGCCGCUCGGACGUGCUCUUCUGGGACCCGUCUUCGGCCGACGGCCGCUGGAAGUCCCUGUGCCCGCUCCCCGAACCUAGGCAUGGCAUGAGCGCUGCCGUCUGCGCCAACGAGGACACCCUGUACGUUCUAGGCGGCCUCUCUACCUCCUUAGAGCGGGCUCCUCUGGAAGUGCUGGCAGCGUCCACGGCAGACUCGGGUGACCGCUCCUUCUACAGAGCCUGCCAACUGCCGGGUCCCAUCGCGGGGUCACUCGUACUGCCGCUGCCAGACGUCGCCAGCAUACCAGUCACCCGCCGGCGAUCUUCCUCAUCUUGAUGUGUUCAUCUAUCCACACGUCGUCAUAAGUCCGGCCGGAUGGCAUUUUCUUGAGGGAAAAAAAUAAUGAAAAGAAGCAUGGCACCCGUUCACAUGUCUUUUCAGGUUCAUGUUGGCCAGGUUGACCCUAGGGUUGCUACAGUGGGCGGAGUGCCUUCAUCGCGACUUCCGUUAGCCAAGUAUUAUUCAAUAACAAUUAUCAUUCAUCAAGCUUAUUUAUGCAAAGCUUCUUAAGUAUUUCCCACCGGGCUUUUAGAGUCUGCAGUGCAGAAUGUAUUUUGCGUUAUGCGCGUGCAGCCGCAGCCAACACACGUCGUAAGAGAAGUCUCGCCAAGCUCUGAUCUUUCUGUUGAAAUUGUCUGUCCUAUUGUCGCUAGCACAAUGUAAUGAAUAGCAUAAUAAAGCGCAGUUUUUUGACACGACAUGCACCAGGGUACCACGCGCUUGACCUAGCAUAUGCUUUUUUUUUUUAUUCUAGGCAACAAAGAACUCGUCGCUUAAAAAACAAAUGUUUCGAAACUUUGGUCGCGGCCCACGCACUUAUAUUUAAUGUUAUGAUGCAUCACAAGACAUGCUGAAAGACAUACUUCUCAGCGUAGAAAGGCAGUGGUCAGGUGAACAACGCACAAUAUUCCGCUCCAAUGAAUCCCAAUAACUCAUUGUUUGUGAAAAGUAAGAGCACCUAAAUGUUUCUGCGUUAAACUCAUAUGUGUUUAGUUGUAGUGCUUCGCAGUUAACUGAAGGAUGUUUAAUCGCCUAAUAAUGAGAUGAACUAAAAUCUAAUAAUGAGAUGAACUAGAAACAUAAAGUGCAAACGUACAAGUACGCUUGUAAAUUGUCGGGAAGAAAUGAAGUUUGGCUGAAUAUUCUGUGGGAGAAACAUUACGAUUGUAGUUAUUACAAAGUAACUUUAUUGAUUUUCUUUGAAACUUCUAGGCUUUUUAUGGCGUGUUGGAUAUUGGAGAACCAACAGACACUGCGAAGCUAUAGUACAAUACGAAUGAGUAAGGUUUGCGCCUUUGUUUAAGCGAACAGAGCUCGUGUAACUCCUUAGAAGACAUGUGAAAACAUG